Molecule: messenger RNA, 506 nt
Organism: Hippocampus comes (tiger tail seahorse)
Lineage: Eukaryota; Metazoa; Chordata; Actinopteri; Syngnathiformes; Syngnathidae
Product: non-specific lipid-transfer protein-like
Exons: 4
Coding region: 111-491 (126 amino acids)
Cellular component (GO): cytosol
Source: RefSeq, a predicted model, not a curated record
CCCGGAAGUGCAGUUAGCAAACACUGCGGCAGCAAAGUUCGCCGACGGCUUCAGAGACUUUUUACGAACUCUCCUUCUUGCCAGUAUUACGUAAUUUUUUUGCCCCCAAAAUGCCCGACCACCAACUACCACCACUAAGGAUUGUGGCCGCGCGGUGUAGAGCCAGCGACGGGCUGGAGGGCUUCAAGGCUCACGCCGUGUUCCAGGAGAUCAACAAGAAGCUGCAGCAAGAAGGCGACGCGUACGUGAAGAAGAUCGGCGGCGUGUUUGCAUUCAAGGUGAAGGAUGGUCCGGGCGGCAAGGAGGCGACGUGGUUCGUGGACGUCAAGAACGGCAAAGGAUGCGUGCACAACGACACAGACAAGAAAGCGGACUGCACCAUUGCCAUGUCUGACUCUGACCUGCUCGCCUUGAUGACGGGAAAGAUCAACCCUCAGACGGUAUGCGUGCAGACAUACAUACUAUGGAGAGCUGUCAAGCUAUCGGUCUAACAAAAAAAAAAAAAA